This is a messenger RNA of Cyclocybe aegerita, 684 nucleotides long. Lineage: Eukaryota; Fungi; Basidiomycota; Agaricomycetes; Agaricales; Hemipholiotaceae. The record is from the annotation of a GenBank genome assembly.
AUGAGGGUAAUAUACGAUUCGUUCCACUUUGAUAAGAUAGCACCGGAGACGAGCCUCACGGAGCUCGUCACCUUCAUCUCGGGGAUCCUCAGGAUAAGCACCAAGUACGGCAUGCUCCAGAUCCGGCAGAAGUGCAUCAACAUCAUCCAAGACAAGUUCCCGUCGACACUCGCGGGCUGCGACGACGUGCUCAAGCGCAAGAUCCUGUACGUGCCCUCUGAGAUCGUCCGAGUGAUCCCAUUAGCACGCGAGACGAACGUUCCUCGUGUCCUUCCUUGGGCUUUCUACCUCUGCGCGCAGAUUUCCGUCGAGGAGCUGCUUGAGAACCAGACGCUCUCCUGGCGGGAUAAGGCUCUCUGCCUCGCAGGGAAGGAGAACCUAUGGGAGAUGCAGCGCACCGUGACCCACACCUUCCUCCUCAACUUUCAGCCCUCUCCGCACUGUUCCACCGGAUGCAAGAUGCGUAUGCCGACUACCUUUAGUCUCGAGGAUUUUGAGGGGCUUCGAACGUCGCCGCAUCUCCUGGAGGAGUACCAAGACUGGACGGGGCUUCGCUUAUGUGCCAAGUGUCAGGCGUUCGCGCAAGCGCAGCAUCGGGAGGGGAGGGAGAAGGUUUGGCAGAAGCUUCCGGGUUUAUUCCACCUUGGGACAUGGGACGAUAUCUUUAAGGACCAGAGUUGUUGA